AUGGAGCACCUCACAGAGAUGACAGGUGAGCGAGACGUGGAUGAUGUCAUUUCCCCUCCGGGUUCUGUUGACACCCCCCGCCCCAGCCAGCGACCGGGUCCCACCCUGCGGGAACUCCGGGCGCAUGGGGACGAGCCAGGAGGCGCACGGUUAGGCCCGACAGGAGGCCACGCGUACGAUGCGGCUCACUUCCUGGAGGAGGAGGAGGACUUGGAGGAGCCGGAGGACCUGGAGGAGCUGGUUCCGGCCAGACUCACUCCAGAGCCCUACCCGGCCCUGACGCCCCCAUCCCCCUUCAGAGACUCGGUGGCAUCGGGCCGCACACCCCCUAGUUCCCCGGGGUCCGAGUCCGCAGCGCACACUCCACCCGGUGUGGCGUACACCUCCGGCACCACGCCUGACCACAGGCGGAGCCCCUCCACCCUGUGAAGGCUUGACGGGCUCACGCAGCAUCCGCCUGCUUCUUCAGCCUCUUCGUUAUAACUUCCUGUCCCUGUAGAGGGUGUUGCUCCAGCCUGUUUUUGGGAAACGGAACCUGGGACAUGGAGGAUGCAGGCAAGAGAGCCCAACCAUUUACCAGAAAAAAAUCAAUUGUCUUCAGCGCCGCCCUCCUGGUCACACGGUGAAAUGGCAGCCAAUGCCCUCUGACGAAGGACCCACACAGGGGCCCCUCACGUUUGUAGCAGAUGCAUGCAAGUCAAUGUGUGCCACCGCUGCCGCCGCCGCUGCACCUCCACCGCUUUUAUUACCUCCAUUUGUUCUCGCCAUUAGUGAAUUUGAGCUCCUCCUCCCAUCACCCGCGUUAAACAUUCACUUCUGUUCUCGCCACUGAAAUCAAGCCGCUUAUUUCCAGACCAAAGCGAGACGCGAACAAGGCCGCAGGCAGACUUGUCUCAAGGUCGUGUCCGGAGACAGGUGUGUGGCGGCUUUGAUCCCAUCAAGCUCUGGCUCAAAAUGUUGCUCUUCAGCCCUGAUUUGGAAGGUGACAAUUAUUUUGGGCACAUUUCUUGAAAAAUGGACAACAAGUGGAGUAGCACUUAGAGUCGUCACCUUGCAAUCUGAG
Scleropages formosus (Asian bonytongue) is the source of this 1063-nucleotide messenger RNA. RefSeq names its product metabotropic glutamate receptor 1-like. Lineage: Eukaryota; Metazoa; Chordata; Actinopteri; Osteoglossiformes; Osteoglossidae. The coding region runs from base 1 to 429 and encodes 142 amino acids. Gene Ontology annotation, cellular component: membrane. The transcript has a single exon. The record is from RefSeq and is a predicted model, not a curated record. Gene Ontology annotation, biological process: G protein-coupled receptor signaling pathway.